Dendronephthya gigantea is the source of this 4306-nucleotide messenger RNA. RefSeq lists its product as uncharacterized. Gene Ontology annotation, cellular component: extracellular region. NCBI's taxonomy places the organism in Eukaryota, Metazoa, Cnidaria, Anthozoa, Malacalcyonacea, Nephtheidae. Gene Ontology annotation, molecular function: serine-type endopeptidase inhibitor activity; protein binding. The record is from RefSeq and is a predicted model, not a curated record. The transcript is spliced from 16 exons. The coding region runs from base 1323 to 3902 and encodes 859 amino acids.
AAUAAAAAUAGAUGGAAACACAAAAUGCGAGGGAACUGGUGACGGUAACAGAGGUUAUAGCAGAAACGAUGGGAGUUACUUUUUUUAAGAAUUCGCUAAACUCUUUUUAAUAUCCAAAUUCUAUGAACGAACUAUGAAGUUGCAUUUUCCUAACAUGAUCGUAUUUCUUUUUCAUCCAGUAUAAUCUCCUAAUCAUCAUGUUUUAUAAUCCGCGUAACCAUUUAGAAAGUGUGGGGGAGGGGGGGCACUGAUAAAAAGGGCACUUUCUCAUAUAGAACUAUAUCACACUUACUCCGGCCCAUACAUCUGCGAAGACAGUGAAUUUCACUAAAUGGACCUUUUCCGUAGUAAAAAAGUAUACAAAAUCAGCUACUUUGCAUGGCUAUAUUUUCCGUAAGGGAAGUUUGCGGUCAAACUUUGCAAUUAUACUGAUUUCGGUCUGCUCUUUUAAGAUGUGGUGAUUUAUUUCCUUCUUCGGUUACCUAGCUCGUAAGCUGGUCUAUCAGUAUGCAAAAAUCAAACUAGUUUUGCCACAUACAAAUUUCUACUGAGUCUGAGAUGAUGAGAUCGUGUACUCCUGUAGCCCUUUUUUCUUUUGUUAACGAUAAAGCACAUUUAAUGACUCGAAGAAGGGUACGUUCGCUUAAAAAAGAGGGUACAUUUUGGUAUUUUCAAAAAAGUGCCCCCCGGUUCCGCGCCUACUGGAUACAUAUAAUAUAUGAUACGUCGUAUAUGAUGCGAAAGGCCCGCUUACACUUGCGUGAUUUUGUUUUGAGAGUUUGUUUUUAAGGAAUUUGUUACGGGUGGUUAAAUAAGAACUGUUAUUAGCUCUUUUACAUCUAUCAAAAGAGGAAAAUCGCAGCAACAGUUGCAAGUGUAAACGGGCGCGAAGGCAUAUGGGAAUAUACAAUCUAUACAAGAACGAGACAGCAAUAUGUACGAGACUACAAAUACACUUUUAAAAUAUAGCUUUACCAGAUUUCGACAUGACUGGUUGUUCUCAUGCCUUAUGUAAAUGUUAUAAUUAAGAGGUUACAAAAAAAACAAGAAAAAAGGAACUCAAUUCAGUUUGUUCUUUUUAAGCGGACAUAAAAUUUGUAAAAUCAAUCAAGAUGGCGCCAGCAGACUGGUUAUGACGUCAUAUAUGCCACAGAAGAAUUCCUAUAAAGUGACAGGAUGGCCGGAAAAGCAAAGCAGGAGACGCCAGCCAAGAUACAACUCGAGGAGUGCCACAAAGUUGACAACUCUAAGAUUUCUUCUCAACGUGCGAAAGUCCGACACAUCUGCUUCGUACUCUUAUCGCCUGUUUUCAAGAGCUAAGCAUGGCUGGAUGGCGUAAAAUACUCGUGGUUAUCGCAUUCGUGCGAACAGUGUCCGCUUUAUCGUGCACAUCGUGCGAUGAGACAACUUGCGUUGAACCCUUGAAUUGUAAAGCAGGCUUCGUUAAAGGAUUGUGUGGUUGUUGCGACGUCUGUGCGAAAUUGGAGAAUCAAAGAUGUGGAGGUCUUUGGUACAUUCAUGGCAAGUGCGCCAAUGGAUUGAAAUGCGUCACACGAACACAGCGGGAAAAUCAAGACGGAUUUCUACCAGACCAUUUCAAAAUUGGCGUUUGUGAACCCGAUGCCUGUCAAAACAUCACAUGCGGUUUUCGUCAAAAUUGUAAGACCAAUAAACGUGGUGAACCUGUCUGCGUCUGCCCGCGAGGAUGUGGAAAGGCAAAGCAUCCGGUAUGUGGAUUACUUAAUGGCAGGCAGUACCGAAACAAAUGCAAGCUUCGAAGGGAAGAGUGUUUUACUGAAAUGGAAAUUGGAUUGGUAAAUGGAAAAUGCAAAAAGUGCACCCACAAAGGCAAGGAAUUCAAAUUUGGGGACUCGAGGCCAGAUGCUAAACCGUGUGAAACUUGCGUCUGUCAUCAUGGAUUGUGGAAGUGUGAUAUUCAACCAAGUUGCUUUUUAAACAAUUUGCCAACUCAGUCUGACGAUCUGACUUGUCUGACGUCGCAAGAUGGUAAAAUUCAAGUGCUACCCUGUCCUAGAGGUUUUUCCUGUCGACUUCCCCGUUCGGACAAUUUCCAUGAUUCAUUGCGUGUUGGUAUAUGCAAGCGGAAUAAAGCGACAAAACCAAAAACAGAUUUGCCAUUUCUGGAAGUGAACCUUUCAAUGAACAGGAUUUUUAAAAAACACGAGGAAUACUUGAGCGAAGACGGAAUUGGGGAGAGAAGAAUGCCUUCAGAAUCAGAGUACAAAGAAACACAACUUUUCACUAAAAUGAAGACAACUACCUCCGCUAUUCAUUCCACUUAUGUGCCAACAACCCAACUUAGGAAUAAACAGCAACAAAACGGCGGUUUAAUGAGACGUGUAUGUUUCGCAUUUCCUGACGAGAGGCGGUGCACUUCGGAAACAAUGGUUCGUUGGUACUAUAAUGCAACUACCAGAAACUGUGUUGAGUUUAACUAUGGAGGAUGUGGUGGAAACUUUAAUAACUUUUUAUCCAUAGAAAUAUGCCAAGCCGUCUGUCAGUCAGACUCGCAUCCUACUGCCUGGCCAUCACCAACUAUUAUGCAACCUUCUCCAGUAUAUGUCAGCUCCAGGAAACCGGGUGAAAAUGAUGUGUCUAACGUUCUGUUGGACAUGUGCCAUGAUAUGAAGUCAGGCAUGUCUUAUCGUGAUGGUGAGAAGUGGCAUGUGGACGCCUGUACAUCGUGCUCGUGUGUCAGCGGUCGUGGUCUCUGUAUUGCGGCAACCUGCCCCAUAACGUGUUUAAAUCCCGUGCAUGUCGAAGGAAGAUGUUGUCCAAUUUGUAAACCUGAAGUAGACGACGAAAUCUUUAUUGACGGUGAAGACACGAGAUGCAGAGAUACGGAAACAAAACUAUGGUUUCAAUCAGGAGAAAGUUGGAAUAAAGAUAAUUGCACGAAAUGCGUUUGUUUCGAGGGUGAAAUAUCGUGCAUGGCCUCAGUUUGUAGUAAAACGAUGUGUUCCGAUCCAAUUAGGAAAGAUGGAGCGUGCUGCUCUGUGUGUCCUGAGGGUGAUGAGCAAGUUGUUCAACCAACGAAGAAAGAAAGAAAUGUUGAGUGCAAAGAUAUAGACACCGGUAAACGGCACCUGCCUGGGGAAGGCUGGAAUAUGAAUGACUGCGUGAGUUGUUUUUGCGAUGAAAAUGGACAGCAAAUGUGUUACGAAUCGAAAUGUUCCGUACCAAAAUGCAAGAAUCCUGUCCACUUGCAAGGAAGAUGCUGUCCAGUCUGCCCUGAAGCUUUUCAUUCAGUAUGUGUCUAUGAUAAUCACCAAUAUUUCCAAGGCGAUUUUAUGCUCUUGAGAGAUAUGUGCACAUUAUGCAAAUGUAACGGAAACAUGUGGAACUGCACCAAGAAACAUUGCAACAAAACAGUUUCUAUGUUUUUCAAACGGAAGCAAACGGCUCUUUCGAAACAAGGCCCGACAGUCAACACAAAAUCGUUCAUCAAUACAGAACUGAUGGAAAAUAUUCGGACUGAUGAUAGCUCUGAAGAUGAUGACGACUACAUCAUAGAAGAUCCCGAAAGAAUGACAAGACAAUUCAUCGAGAAAUUUAGUCUAGCACAAGAUGGAGUCGAGGGAAACAAUGACAGUCGUAUUGAAAUGGAGAAUAUAUUGAAGGCGAUGUUGCAUAAAAACAAACCAACGACGCCCUUUGCAACGUCAGAAGAUAGUCAAAGCAACUCAAAAGAUAAACAUAAUGAUCCCAACAAAGACGACAUUGAAGACCCAACUGAAAGGAUAUCUCAGGAGGAAACUCUGCCAUGGUCGAAGGAUUUCGACGACGAAAUGUGGUCGAACUGGGAUGAUCCUUCUUAUACUGAUCGUUUCUCACAAGACAAAACUGAUCCAACGGAUGUUUUUGGCAGGAAACACCUGUAGUAUACGUUAUACAGACAUUCGCUCUACAAUAGUGGCCAUAUUGAAUUUAAAUAUACCUUGGAUAUGGCAAUCAUGGAACGUGGCCUCAGAUGUAGUGUGUAUACUUUAUUUGAGCAGAGUAGCCCAUGCAUUCAGCUGAAGCCAGUGAACUGGCUAAAGCUGGUACUGUAAUAUUUGAACCGUGAUGGCGACAACUAAUCUAUUCAUUGUCAUUGACAUUCCGAACAUUGUAGAAGAAGAAUACAGACCAACCUUUCUCUGCGUUUGUUACAAAUAAUACCAUGACUACAAAUAAUAUGGAGGAGCUUAUAAACUGCAUGUUUAUGUAAAAUAAUCAGACCUGUUUGUAAAAUAUAUUUGUAUUACUAUUUCCUUGAUAUGUAAUAUCAUUCGCGUAAACAAAG